Venturia canescens is the source of this 774-nucleotide messenger RNA. RefSeq lists its product as uncharacterized. Lineage: Eukaryota; Metazoa; Arthropoda; Insecta; Hymenoptera; Ichneumonidae. The transcript has 3 exons. The record is from RefSeq and is a predicted model, not a curated record. Bases 1 to 648 code for a protein of 215 amino acids.
AUGACUCUCGUCAAAUAUUUGGCUCUGGCUGCGUUCCUUGCGAUCAAUCUUUGCGAAAUCGAAGCACAUGGAAGACUCAUGGACCCUGUCAACCGGAGUAGUGCCUGGAGGAGGGGUUUUAAUGUUUCUACUAAUUUCAAUGAUGCUGGAAACUACUGCGGUGGAUUCGGGGUUCAGUAUAAUAAGCAGAACAAGGGCAGGUGCGGUGUGUGUGGUGACGAUUUUUCCCUGCCUCAGCCACGCGCGAAUGAAAAUGGUGGAAAAUUCGGAAAGGGCAUAAUUGUGAAAACAUACCGAGCCCGAUCGAAAAUCAAAGUCGACGUUGAAUUGACAGCCAAUCAUAAGGGUUACUACGAGUUUGCACUGUGUCCUUUAAAAGACAAAAAACAAUUGGAGACCGAAGAGUGCUUCGACAUGUAUAAGCUCAAGCUCGUCAACGGUGGAUACCAAUAUAAGGUCACUGCAGGAAAGCUAGGACAUGAGUAUAUCCCGCUCCAACUUCCGGCCGGUUUGACUUGCAAUCAUUGCGUUCUUCGGUGGCAAUACACCGCUGGCAACAACUGGGGCAUUUGUCCAGAUGGCAAGGGUCGCGUAGGAUGUGGUCCCCAAGAAACUUUUCGAACCUGUUCUGACAUCGAGAUUCAAUAAAUUCAUUCCAAACUUUCAUGUUUAUAGAAAUUUAAAAAAAAAUUGCUAUACUUGUAAUGGACGAGAAUGAAAUUGUCUAUCGUCGAGCGACCUGCAUCAAUUCUUUACUUUCGAUAAAUUCUGCAA